Messenger RNA from Aspergillus nomiae NRRL 13137, 1287 nucleotides. Its product is annotated as Brix domain-containing protein. Lineage: Eukaryota; Fungi; Ascomycota; Eurotiomycetes; Eurotiales; Aspergillaceae. Gene Ontology annotation, cellular component: preribosome, large subunit precursor. Gene Ontology annotation, molecular function: rRNA binding. The transcript is spliced from 3 exons. Bases 1 to 1287 code for a protein of 428 amino acids. The record is from RefSeq and is a predicted model, not a curated record. Gene Ontology annotation, biological process: rRNA processing; ribosomal large subunit assembly.
AUGGCAAAGGCACGUACGAAGAAGCGCACUCAUGUCCGUGCCCAAAAUGCCUCAGCCGCUGCUGCCAAAGGCAGCAGCUCGAACAUGAGCAAAACUCCGAAGUCGAUGGUUAUCCGUAUUGGCGGGUCUCAAGUCGGUGCGAGUGUCAGUCAAUUAGUGAAGGAUGUUCGUUUGAUGAUGGAGCCCGACACUGCUGUGCGACUGAAGGAACGCAAAUCAAACAGACUGAGGGAUUACACCGUCAUGGCGGGUCCUCUCGGUGUCACGCAUCUUAUGCUUUUCUCCAAGUCCGCUACCGGCAACACUAACAUGCGCCUGGCGCUGACGCCGCGCGGCCCAACCCUCCACUUCAAAGUCGAGAACUACUCUCUGUGCCGAGACGUCGAGAGAGCAUUGAAGCGUCCGCGAGGCGGCGGCCAGGACCACAAGACACCGCCCUUGCUGGUGAUGAACAACUUCAACUCCCCGAAUGCAAGCGAGGACGGCAAAGUCCCAAAGCGCCUCGAGACUCUCACAACCACUAUCUUCCAAUCACUUUUCCCGCCGAUCAACCCCCAAGCUACCCCUCUCUCCUCUAUCCGCCGUGUGAUGCUCCUCAACCGAGAACUCAGAUCCGAUGGCCAAGAAGAUGACUCUUACGUCUUGAAUUUGCGACACUACGCCAUUACCACCCGGAAGACCGGCGUUUCAAAACGCAUUCGCCGUCUGGAUCCCAAGGAAGUCCGUAAUAGGGAGAAGCGGGGCGUUGCUGUUCCCAAUCUAGGAAAGUUGGAAGAUGCUGCGGAUUAUCUGUUGGAUCCGUCGGCUGGGGGCUAUACCUCCGCUAGUGAAACCGAACUAGACACCGAUAAUGAGGUUGAGAUCGCCGAGAGCACAACGAAGAAGGUUCUGAACAAGAGGGAGCUGCAACGCAUGAAGGCUGGGGAGAAGGAGAAGGCUGAGAAGAAAUUGAAGGCCGCGCCGGAGGUGGAGAAGCGCGCGGUCAAGCUGGUCGAGUUGGGCCCCCGCUUGAAGCUCCGACUGAUCAAGGUUGAGGAGGGUCUCUGCGAAGGCAAGGUCAUGUGGCACGACUACAUCCAUAAGUCCGAGGAGGAUAUGAAGAAGCUGGACAAGAACUGGGACAAGAGAAAGAAGGAGAAGGAAGAGCGGAAGAGGCAGCAGAAGGAGAACAUCGAGAAGAAGAAGGCAGAGAAGGCCAAGGCCGGGCUGAAGGCAAGGAACGAUGACUUCGAUGAAGAGGGUGCGGAGCAAGAAGGGGAGGAUGAGGACGAAUCCAUGGAGGAAUAG